AUGCGACGGCGCUCGUCCGCAGACCCAAGCUCGGAGCAGGGCCACGCCGAUUCCACCGCCGACCAUUCACCCGCACCAAUUCCGGAACAUGAGGAUAACCUCGACCGCCAGACUGAGGCAUCGCUAGUGAACAUACAGGGCUGGGCCAACAAGGGUAGGCCAAAGGAGGAGGCAGGCAGGUCUGCACAGCGUCUGGCCACAGACCCAGUCGCAGUAUUCCACUCUCCCACCGCUCCACGACUACCUCCACUCAUGGCGCACCACAACGCGGACUCAACCAUCAGCGCGCUGGCCAAGGACACCCCGCCGCACACCAUGGUCGCGCAUCACAACGAGAAAUGGCGCCAACGCCUACGCUCUCCCUGGGCAUGUUCGCCCUACACCGUCUUGACCACCCUGGCCGCCUUCAUUGCCAUGUUUUUCAUGGCCCAGUCGUUUUUGACGAGGCAGCUGGACGUCAAAGGGUGUGGAAUGUCUUACAUGCGGCCUACCUACUCAAGGUUCAGCAACUUCGACACUGAACACACGCGCUUUGCCAGCAAAUACUCGUUUAAAGGGAAAUUUACUGACAAUCCUCAGGUCAAGGGCGUGCCAGUCCUCUUCGUUCCCGGGAAUGCUGGCAGCUACAAGCAAGUCCGCUCCCUUGCUGCCGAAGCUGCAUACCACUACCACAACACUGUCCAACACGAUGCCGAUGCCGGCAAGGCGGGGAAGAGGCCACUAGAUUUCUUUUCAGUUGAUUUCAAUGAGGACAUCACCGCCUUUCACGGCCAAACAUUGCUGGAUCAGGCCGAAUACCUCAACGACGCCAUUACGUACAUUCUAUCCUUGUACCACACCCCAGGAAAGUUUCUCCGUGACCCAAGCCUGCCGGAUCCAACCUCGGUGAUCGUGGUCGGACAUUCCAUGGGCGGUGUUGUCGCGCGUACUAUGCUCACCAUGCCGAAUUACCAGGCCAACUCGAUCAACACCAUCAUCACACUUGCUGCACCACAUGCCAGACCGCCAGUGUCCUUUGACGGAGAUAUUGUUCGCACCUACAAGGGUGUGAACGAUUACUGGCGACGCGCCUACUCGCAGAAAUGGGCCAUUGACAACCCGCUCUGGCACGUCACGCUCAUCUCGAUUGCAGGAGGAAGUUUGGACACUAUGAUUUCUUCCGACUAUGCCAGCAUUGAGUCGCUGGUGCCUGAGACUCAUGGGUUUACUGUAUUCUCCACGUCGAUGCCGAACGUUUGGACUGGAAUUGAUCACCUAGCAAUCACUUGGUGUGACCAGCAUAGGAAGGCUGUCGUACGCGCCUUGUACGAAGUCAUUGAUGUGUCACGCGCAACCCAGACUGUGCCACGAGCGGAGCGUAUGCGCGGCUUCAAGAGAUGGUUUCUGACGGGACUGGAGGAUAUUGCCGAGAAGACUUUACCCCAAAAAGAAGCCAAAACACUUCUCACGCUCGAAGAGAAUAGUGCUAUCAUUUCAGAAGGCGAAAAGCUAGUGCUCAGAAGUCUUGGAAAGUCCAAGCAGCGGCCCAAUGCGCACCUCAUCCCCGUACCGCCACAGGCUGCAGGAAAGAAGUUUACACUUCUUACCAGCGAACCAUUGGACCACCCUGGAGAUCAUGGCCUGCUUGAGGUGCUGUUCUGCAGUGUAUUUCCAUCGCAACCCGGUCAGUCGACUACAUUGUUUUCUAUGAACAUGGAUCUCUCGGGCGACAGUGUCGGUGCCACACGACUUGCCUGCAAGAAUGCCGCCUCAGAUGUCAUCGCACUUCCCGCCUCGACGCGUCACUCGACCCAUCCGUUCAAGAUGGACGAGCGCCCUUUUUCGUACCUCCAAUAUGAUCUCGAAGAUCUGGCAGAGCAUCAAUUCGUAGCAGUCGUUGACAAGGCUAGUGAGCGCAGUACAGGCUGGGUAGUCGCCGAGUUCAGCGCUGCCCCUGAAUCUCAAAUCGUCGUUGAUAUGGGUUUACAGCGCCUUCUGACGACUGGCAUGUCUCUGAGGCUUCCAGCACAGCGUCCACUGAUGUCGGACAUCAAUAUCCCAGCUUUGCACUCUGCUCUUCUAGCCUACAACAUCCACAUUGGCAAGCAGUCGUGCGACGCAGGAGAGCUCUUCGCUCCUCUACUGCGGCAGUACGUUACCGACAUCUACGAAAGCAAGUUCUUCGUCAAUGUCAAGGAUGCUAGCAUCAACCUACAUGGUGUAUCGCCAUACAUGCCACCUGCUCUGCACGCUAAGCAGCCUUCCAACGGGUUAUCACUGCAGAUUUGGUCUGACCCCACUUGCGAUAGCAGUGUCGAGAUCAAUUUGAAUGUGGAUAUACUAGGCAGUUUCGGAAAGCUCUGGAUGCGUUACCGCAUCAUCUUUGCCGCAUUCCCAAUCCUGGUCGUUGCCUUGGUUUUACGCCAACAGUUCAGAACGUACGACAACAGUGGAGUCUUUAUGAGCUUUACUCAGGGACUAAAUGAGUGCCUGAAGAGUUCACUUCCGCUGGCUCUGUCGGCACUUACAUUUCUGUCGAUUGCGCUAGCAGGUGCCCAACAUCAGUCAAAGCAAUGGUCUUUCGGUGGGAAGUCUGCCAACAUGACAUCCUUGCUCGAUACUGCCAGCAACGAAUUGCUCCUCGGUUCGGACGAUACCUUCUUUUGGUUCCUUGUCCCACUGUUUGGUUUGAUGUGCAUUGGCGUUUGCGUGGCUAUCAACUACGCCGUGCUUCUAAUAGAACUUACGCUCGCCUCUCUGUACUCUGUGGUCAUAUCAACCAGACUUCGGAAGGAUGAAGCAAAGAGAUCCCCAUCAGCCUUCGCAGUCACAUCCAACCGGCAGCGCGUCGUCACCACAUGCAUUUUGCUAUCACUCGUCUCAACAGUGAUACCAUAUCACUUCGCUUACGUUGUACUCUGCCUGGUGCAGCUUGCAACUAGCGUCCGCGCGUUUCGACUGGCGAGAGAGUCUAGUCUCGACUCGAACUACAACUUCUACAACUACGCUCACUCGAUCUUCAUCCUGAUGUUUUGGAUACUACCCAUCAACCUCCCAGUACUGGUGGUUUGGGUACGCAACCUGGCAGUCCACUGGAUGACGCCUUUCUCCUCGCACCACAACAUCCUCUCCAUCAUGCCGUUUAUCCUGCUCGUUGAAACCCUGAGCACCGGCCGCAUGAUUCCUCGAGCGGAGUUCCGUGUCUCGUUCUUCACAAACAUCUUGCUCUUCUCCAUUGGCGCAUAUGCUGCUGUUUACGGUGUUACAUACGCCUAUGUCCUGCAUCACCUAGCAAACAUACUCUGUGCCUGGCUAGUCGCCAUUCACUUUGAUCCAUCAGCAUGGUCUCCCAGAAGAGCGAGUGAUACCAUAGAGGGAAGAAAACCGGAUAGCGAAACAAAGAAACGACCAUGA
Molecule: messenger RNA, 3393 nt
Organism: Alternaria arborescens
Lineage: Eukaryota; Fungi; Ascomycota; Dothideomycetes; Pleosporales; Pleosporaceae
Product: GPI inositol-deacylase
Exons: 2
Coding region: 1-3393 (1130 amino acids)
Biological process (GO): endoplasmic reticulum to Golgi vesicle-mediated transport; GPI anchor metabolic process
Cellular component (GO): endoplasmic reticulum
Molecular function (GO): phosphatidylinositol deacylase activity
Source: RefSeq, a predicted model, not a curated record